UUGCUUUGUUUGCUGCUUUAACUUCAGUAAUGUUGCUGUUUGUUUCUGCUCUGUCAUGUUUCUACAUGUUCACUUCUUAUUUCAGCACAAACUGUGGAUGACUGCUGUUUAAACAUGGAUCAAUAUGAUUAUUAGCUUAUUGAUUGACUGCAAUCAGUCAAUAUUUCUCUGAGAUUAUUGAUGGACUUGAGUCAGUUUGAUGAGCUGCUGAUGUUUCUUUGUUGUUUUGUCUUUCUGACUUUGGGUUUGUGGGUGAGUCUCUGCAGCUCCAUGACUCCAUCUGCUGGACUGAUAGUAGAAGUGCAGCAGCUGAUCUUCUCCAGGAGGAUCUGAGUGGAUGAAUGAUGUUUGUUUCCUGUGCAGGUGAAGGUAGAAAGUGUGUGUGAGCUGCUGUGAGUUGAGCAUCAUGGAUGAGUGUGAGGACAGAGAGGAGGGAGUCCCUCCCUCUAAAAGCUCUCUGUGUGGGGAACAGGAGAACCAGAGCAAAGCUCAGAGGAAUCCACCUGGACCUGGACCUGGACCUGGACCUGGACCUGCAUCCAGCUGUGUGUCCUUCAAGAGUGAUCAGUCUAAUCAUCGCUUCAUUGAAUUUAAAGGAGAACCAGGUCCUGAAGUAAGAGGAAAGAAGAAAAUCCAUCAGAGAUCAGAGUCUUCUGGACCUGGACCUGCAUCCAGCUGUGUGUCCUUCAAGAGUGACCGGUCUAAGGAUGUUAUUAUUGAAUUUAAAGGAGAUCCAGGUCCUGCUGCAGAGAGAGUGGAGCAGCAGAACUCAGAGGUUCCCAGAGCUCAGUCUGUCCAGCAGCAUCACCUGGACUCCAUAUUCAUGCUGCUGGAGGACAACAUGGUGACUUUUGUGAAGAAGGAGCUGAAGAAGAUGCAGAAGCUUGUGAGUCCAGAUUACCCAGAAUGCUCCUCAGAGAGUCAGAGGGAGGAGUUGGAGGGUGAUGAUGAAGAUGAGAGGAGCAGCAGAGAGAUGUUUGAGCAGAUCACAGUGUUGUUCCUGAGGAGGAUGAAGCAGGAGAAGCUGGCUGACUGUCUGCAGAGCAAACUUGCUGCUGGAGUUUGUGGACGUGAACUUAAACGUGGUCUGAAGAAGAAGUUCCAGAGAGUGUUUGAGGGCAUCGCUAAAGCAGGACAGAAGACCCUCCUGAAUGAGAUCUACACAGAGCUGUACAUCACAGAGGGAGGGACUGCAGAGGUCAAUGAUGAACAUGAGGUCAGACAGAUUGAAGCAGCAUCCAGGAAAGCAGACAGAGCAGAAAGAAGCAUCAGAGCAGAAGACAUCCUUAAAGGCUCACCUGGAAGAGAUGGACCAAUCAGAACAGUGAUGACAAAGGGAGUGGCUGGCAUCGGGAAAACAGUGUUAACACAGAAGGUGACUCUGGACUGGGCUGAAGACAAAAGCAACCAGGACAUCCACUUCAUGUUUCCAUUGACUUUCAGAGAGCUGAAUGUGGUGAAAGAGAGAAAGUUCAGCUUGAUGGAACUUGUUCAUCACUUCUUCAGUGAAACCAAAGCAGCAGGAAUCUGCAGCUUUGAACACUUCCAGGUUGUGUUGAUCUUUGACGGUCUGGAUGAGUGUCGCCUUCCUCUGGACUUCCACAACAAUGAGGUCCUGACUGAUGUUAGAGAGUCCACCUCAGUGGAUGUGCUGCUGACAAACCUGAUCAGGGGGAAGCUGCUUCCCUCUGCUCACCUCUGGAUAACCACACGACCUGCAGCAGCCAAUCAGAUCCCUCCUGACUGUGUGGACAUGGUGACGGAGGUCAGAGGGUUCACCGACCCACAGAAGGAGGAGUACUUCAGGAAGAGAUUCAGAGAUAAGAAGAAGGCCAGCAGCAUCAUCUCCCACAUGAAGAAGUCACGAAGCCUCCACAUCAUGUGCCACAUCCCAGUGUUCUGCUGGAUCACUGCUACAGUUCUGGAGGAGCUGCUGAGAAGCAGAGAGGGAGGAGAUCUGCCCAGAACCCUGACUGAGAUGUUCAUCCACCACCUGGUGGUUCAGGCCAAAGUCAAGAAGGUCAAGUAUGAUGAAGGAGCUGAGACAGAUCCACACUGGAGUCCAGACAGCAGGAGGAUGAUUGAGUCUCUGGGAAAACUGGCUUUUAAUCAGCUGCAGAGAGGAAACCUGAUCUUCUAUGAGUCCGACCUGACAGAGUGUGGCAUCGAUGUGGAAGCAGCCUCAGUGUACUCAGGAGUGUUCACACAGGUCUUUAAAGAGGAGAGAGGACUGUACCAGGACAAGGUGUUCUGCUUCGUCCAUCUGAGCGUUCAGGAGUUUCUGGCUGCUCUUUAUGUCCAUCAGACCUUCAUCAAGUCUGGAAUCAACCUGCUGGAAGAAGAACAACGAACAACAUCCAAGAAGCUGAAAGUAUCUCUUAAGAAACCUAAACUAAAACAUCUCCACCAGAGAGCUGUGGACGAGGCCUUACAGAGUCCAAACGGACACCUGGACUUGUUCCUGCGCUUCCUCCUGGGUCUGUCCCUGCCGACCAAUCAGAAUCUCCUACGAGGCCUGCUGACACAGACAGGAAGUAGCUCACAGACCAAUCAGAAAACAGUGAAGUACAUCAAGGAGAAGAUCAGUGAGAAUGUGUCUGCAGAGAGAAGCAUCAAUCUGUUCCACUGUCUGAAUGAACUGAAGGAUGUUUCUCUAGUGGAGGAGAUCCAACAGUCCCUGAGAUCAGGACGUCUGUCCACAGAUAAACUGUCUCCUGCUCAGUGGUCAGCUCUGGUCUUCAUCUUACUGUCAUCAGGAGAACAUCUGGACGUGUUUGACCUGAAGAAAUACUCUGCUUCAGAGGAGGUUCUUCUGAGGCUGCUGCCAGUGGUCAAAGCCUCCAAGAAAGUUGUACUGAGUGGCUGUAAUCUGUCAGAGAGAAGCUGUGGAGCUCUGUCCUCAGUCCUCAGCUCCCAGUCCUCCAGUGUGACAGAGCUGGACCUGACUAACAACAACCUGCAGGAUUCAGGAGUGGAGAGUCUUUCUGCUGGACUGGAGAGUCCACACUGUAAACUGGAAGCUCUCAGGCUGUCAGGCUGUCUGGUCACAGAGGAAGGCUGUGCUUCUCUGGCCUCAGCUCUGAGCUUGAAGACCUCAAAUCUGAGAGAGCUGGACCUGAGCUACAACCAUCCAGGAGACUCAGGAGAGAAGAUGCUGAGAGCUAAAGUGGAGGAUCCACACUGUAGACUGGAAACUCUGAGGGUGACGCCUGCUGGAGUCCCAUGGUUGACACCAGGUCUGAGGAAGUAUUCCUGUCAACUCACAGUCGACACAAACACAGUAAACGGAAACCUCAAACUGUCUGACAACAACAGGAAGGUGACACAUGUGGGGGGGAUCAGAGGUAUCCUGAUCAUCCAGACAGGUUUGACUACUGGGACCAGCUGCUGUGUGGAACUGGUCUGACUGGUCGCUGUUACUGGGAGGUGGAGUGGAGAGGAAGGGUUUAUAUAUCAGUGAGUUACAGAGGAAUCAGAAGGAAAGGAGUCAGUAAUGACUGUUGGUUUGGAUUUAAUGAUCAGUCCUGGAGUCUGUUCUGCUCUGAUGAUGAUGGUUACUAUGUCUAUCACAAUAACAGUCAAACAUCCAUCAGGUCCUCCUCAGUCUCUCACAGAGUUUCAGUUUAUGUGGACGUUCCUGCUGGAACUCUGUCCUUCUACAGAGUCUCCUCUGACUCUCUGAUCCACCUCCACACCUUCAACACCACAUUCACUCAAACUCUCUGUCCUGGAUUUGGGGUCUACAAGUCCAGGUCUGGUUCCUCCUCAGUGUCUCUGUGCUGAGUCUCGUCUCCAGAGUCUCCUCCUGGUACAGAAACAGUGUUGAACAGAUGGUUGAGUCUCUCCAUGACUCUGUCCCUCACAAACAUGUUUUCACAUUCAUGGAUUAAAUGUGUUUCUUUGUCAAAUCCUUCUCAAUGAUUCCUUGUAAACUUGUUCCUCUUCAAAGAUGAAGUUGUGAUUCUUCCAGGAGCCAAAUGUGGUGUUUGCGUCUUUUUCCAGUCAAAUGUUGAGAGUGAAAAUCAGGAUGUGGUGUUCCUCUGACGCUCACUGGAACUAAAAGCAUUUGAGCUGCACAAAGUGUGAAAUGAGAGAGGAAGCAGUGAAUCUCCAAACUGCUGACAGACUUUCACACAUUAUUGUCCAGUGAAAAUCAGCUUUUUGUGCAGCCACACUUGAUCCUGAUGUGAGUCUUUAAGUCCUGUUCUAGUGAUGAAAUGAGAACUUCCUUCAUCUGUGUCACUCUUUCCAAAGUAUUCUGUGCUCUUCUGUCAUUUAUGUCUUAUUGAUAGAUCCAUUUUUCAUUUUUACUAUAAAUAAGUGCUUCAAUGUUUUUUCAUCAGUUUUUUUUUUUUAUCAGAUUCUGAAUUUCUGGUUUCAUCAACAAAUUCUAUCAGAUUGUAUUUUUCCAUCAAAGCUCCCAUAACCCUAGCUAUCUGUGGAUCAAAAUGUUUUCAGCAUCGAUAUGAUUCCAGUAGAAUUUAAACCCACCAGGACUAUCCAGAUUACAUUGAACUCUGUAAAUUCUACAUUUUUAGCCUGUUUCAUUCUAUAAAUGUUGUGUUUGGCCGUUAAAGGAGCUUUUCCUCACAUUGUGCUGUAUUUGAACCCUUCCAUGCUCUAAAUUCUUUGAACAGAUCUUGUGCUGUAAUCAAUGUCUAACUUAGUUUUUAUUUUCAUUGCAGUGGUUGAUUUUUCCUGAACAAGAUCAAUGAUUUUAAUACGUCUUUCUCCACUUUUAUUUGCUCUGCCUGUGGCUUUUAAACUAUUCUAACUUUCUUUUUUAUUCAAUAAAUGACUAAUAACACA
Acanthochromis polyacanthus (spiny chromis) is the source of this 4809-nucleotide messenger RNA. RefSeq names its product NACHT, LRR and PYD domains-containing protein 3-like. Bases 407 to 3406 code for a protein of 999 amino acids. The transcript is spliced from 10 exons. Gene Ontology annotation, molecular function: protein binding. The record is from RefSeq and is a predicted model, not a curated record. NCBI's taxonomy places the organism in Eukaryota, Metazoa, Chordata, Actinopteri, Pomacentridae.